Cuscuta europaea is the source of this 1767-nucleotide messenger RNA. Lineage: Eukaryota; Viridiplantae; Streptophyta; Magnoliopsida; Solanales; Convolvulaceae. The record is from the annotation of a GenBank genome assembly.
UUUAGAUUCAAAUAAGUAACUUAACAAAAAAUGUCAACACAUUGAACACAUAAUAUAUGCUGAGAAGGUUUGAGAAAUACUCAUCCCUUUACUUAGAGCACACCUUACUUCCCUAGUUCCCUCCAUGGGAAAAUAUUUACAAUAUACAAAUUAGUGAAGAGAUACAGUAGAAUGGGAGAGAGGUUCAAUUGCGUUGGGUGUUUAUGAAGUCGAUGGCGAGCUAGAAAGCGAGAGCGCGAGGAUCGGAGGCGGAGGUGAAUGAAGAGGUGGGGAGGCGGAUCGAUUUUUAUAUAGUAUUGUACUCUCGAACUAGUAAUGUACCCGUGCGAUGCACGGAACUAACACUAUUAUACAAAAAAUAGUAACAUUACUACAAAAAAUAAAUUGUUCUUGAAAAAUUUCUGAAUAUAUAAUAUUUAUAUAUAGUAUUUAUCGUUGUAGAUCAUGAAUAUCAAGUGUAUUUCUUAUCAAUAUUUUUAGUCUUUCAGGCUUUGUAACUUAUGAAAUACUUUCUUUUGGGAAUGGACCGAGGCUUAUAUCUACUAUUGACCACAAAAUAUUACUUAUAUGUACUAAAUCCAACCUUUGAAACUUAUUGACGGAGCAUGAGAAAUAAUAAAAUAAAAAUUACUACGUAUGUGAUUGAAAUAUGUGUAGAGAAGAUAAACUAAAAGUAAUAUAAACUCUUAUGAAUGGGUAUUGGUAAAGGAAUUAGAUGGAGAAAUUGGGAUUUCAUGUGUCGGCCAAAAAAAGUGGGAGGUUUGGGUUUUAAGACGCUCCGGGAAUUUAAUCUGUCUAUGCUAGCAAAACAAGCUUGGAAUUUUUUUCUGAACUGGAAUCUCUUGUUGGAAAGGUGUACAAAGCUAGAUAUUUUGGAGAUGGGAAUUUUUUGACUGCAAAAUGGGGUAAUAAUUCUUCUUUUCAUCUGGCAGAGCAUUAAUCAUGCAAGGAUAUUAUUGGAGAGUUGGAAAUGGUUUGGCCAUAAACAUAUGGACUGAACCGUGGCUUCCGGAUAAAAACGAUCAACCCCAAAGUUAUUUCAAAUCCUGUUUUGGAGCUUGAGAAUGCAAGCGUCGGAAACCUUCUGUGCGCAGAGAACAAAGGUGGGAUAUCGAUCUCAUGAAAGGGAUUCCACUCAGUUUCAGGUCAGUGCCAGAUAAGUUGUGUUACAGGGCACUGGUCGGCAAAGCUGAAGGGGAUGGGUGGACCGAAUGGACUCAGAUGUGGCGGUGGAAAAUACCUCCUAAGGUUAAGCACUUUUUUGGCAGAUUGUUACCCACGAAGCUUAUUUUGAAGAACCGGUUUGUUAAUUGCGUGGACUGCUGUCGGCUUGGUGGAAUGAAAGAAGAGACUCUGCAACACCUGUUCGUUUCUUGCCCGAUUACCAUGGAAGCUUGGGAUUCAAUUAACUGGAGCUGGUCGUCUUCUUCUGGCCAGACAUUCUUGGAUGGCAGAAUUCCAAGCUAAAAGAGAGGUGGAAGUUAGAAUAGCAAUUCACCGUGUGUUUUCGUAUUGAUUUAUCAAAUAUAUAUACAAGAUACAUAGACAUCCGUUUCCCGCUAGUAAUACGUAUAAGGUAUGUACCAUAUAUUCUAGCUAAAUGAAUGUAGACAUAAUAUGAGCAAUAUACAAAGUCUAAAUAUGGGAAUAAUAUCUAGUGUUGACCGGCCGUGCGUUGCAAGUGAACGUGGGUUGCUAAAACGCCCCCGUAGUUGACGCUUGGAGGACCAAGAGAGCAAGUUGUCACCUAAAAAAACACAAUAGCCG